CGCCCACGAUGGGUCAGACACUCAGCGAGCCGGUGACGACGAAGCACUCUGACGAGGGAAGCGAUGCUCGGCUGGCGUACGCAGUCAGCGAGAUGCAGGGCUGGCGACUAAGCAUGGAAGACGCACACGCGACCAUCCUGCAAUUAGACGAUCCAGCGCUACAGGGCUCUUCUUCCGCCUCUCUGUCUGCAGAACGGGCAAAAGCACCAGACGGCAAUGGCUUCUUCGCAGUCUAUGAUGGUCACGGCGGCGGCACGGUCGCUCGCUUUGCAGGUGAUACAGUACAUUAUAGGUUGCGACAGACGCCGGCAUAUAAAGCGGGCAAGUAUGAGCAGGCGCUCAAGGAUGCUUUCCUCAAGACCGAUGAAGAUCUGCUAUCGAACCCAGAAUUCCAAGCGGAUCCAUCAGGCUGCACAGCUGUAGCGGCACUCUUCACGACCGACGGCAAGAUCCUCGUCGCCAAUGCGGGUGACUCACGAUCUAUACUCUCUUGUGGGGGCGAGGCGAAAGCCAUGUCACACGACCAUAAGCCUGUCAACGAAGGCGAGCAAGCCCGCAUUACUGCAGCGGGCGGCUUCGUCGAGUUUGGGCGAGUGAACGGAAAUCUCGCAUUAUCGCGCGCGCUUGGGGAUUUCGAGUUCAAGCGCAGCGCGGAGCUGGACGCCGAACAUCAGAUCGUCACAGCCGAUCCAGACAUCAUCACACACGACGUUACAGCAGAGGAUGAGUUCCUCAUCAUCGCAUGCGAUGGUAUAUGGGACGUGCUCACCUCGCAACAGACUGUCGACUUUGUGCGACGGACAAUAGCGCAAGGCAACACGCUCAAGGAAGUCGUGGAAAAGACAAUAGAUCUCUGUCUGGCACCCGAUUCUGACUGGGGCGGCGUUGGCUGCGACAACAUGACCAUGCUCGUCGUUGCUCUGCUGGGCGGUCGGACGCAAGAGGAAUGGUACGCCUGGGUCACCGAUCGCGUGAACAAGGGCGUCGGCUAUGCAACACCGCGAGAGCUGCCGCAACCCUUCACUAUCCCACCGCGCAACGAUCAGGUCGGCGUGGUGGGAAGGGGUGCAGGCGGUAUACCGGGCUCAUUGGUCAACGUGAUCCAGGGCUCGCUCGCGAACCAUCCGAUUGCUGCUCGCCAGGAUGCCGAGAAAUUAUCUACAGCGCCCGAAGGCUCUGCCGAAGCUUUGAGACGCGAUACAAUCACUAUCGGCGACGACGCGGCGAUGGAGACCGACGAGCCAUCCGCGCCGGAGACACAGAUGAACGCAGAGACGCCCCAUCCUGCCGUGCAGGCUGAGGGCCUAUCGGACAAGAGUGAGGACCCGACGCUCAAUACAGCAAGCGAAUAGUCCGAGCUCUUAGCCCAGCGCUUUUCAUGAUACCCUCUUGUAUAUUUCGAGC
This is a messenger RNA of Mixia osmundae IAM 14324, 1404 nucleotides long. RefSeq lists its product as uncharacterized. Bases 9 to 1352 code for a protein of 447 amino acids. The record is from RefSeq and is a predicted model, not a curated record. Gene Ontology annotation, molecular function: protein serine/threonine phosphatase activity; cation binding. Gene Ontology annotation, biological process: protein dephosphorylation. The transcript is spliced from 6 exons. Lineage: Eukaryota; Fungi; Basidiomycota; Mixiomycetes; Mixiales; Mixiaceae.